Messenger RNA from Hemicordylus capensis (graceful crag lizard), 821 nucleotides. RefSeq names its product small VCP interacting protein (gene SVIP). Bases 225 to 470 code for a protein of 81 amino acids. Gene Ontology annotation, cellular component: endoplasmic reticulum membrane. The record is from RefSeq and is a predicted model, not a curated record. Gene Ontology annotation, biological process: negative regulation of VCP-NPL4-UFD1 AAA ATPase complex assembly; negative regulation of retrograde protein transport, ER to cytosol; positive regulation of autophagy. The transcript has 4 exons. NCBI's taxonomy places the organism in Eukaryota, Metazoa, Chordata, Lepidosauria, Squamata, Cordylidae.
UCCUCUUGCUGCUGCGUUUCUUUCCUUUCCCCGCCUACUCCGGAGCGGCAGGUGGCGCCGUCGGUGCUUGGCCCUGCAGCGGAAGGCAGCCCUGGCUGCUGUGGGCAGCGUCGGAGGCUCAGUGGUCAAAGGACACGGGGGCGGGGCUGGGGCGUUUGUUUACUGCCGCUUGGGCUUUCUAGGCGGUGACGCUGCCCGGCCAGGGCUGGCGGAGCGGGGCCGGCAUGGGGCUCUGCUUGCCUUGCAUGGGAAGAGCCGUCGAUGAUGUCGUGGAGACGCCCGACCCGGAAAUGAAAAGAAGACAACUUGCAGAUGCUGCAGAAAAAAGGCAAAUGGAGGCCUCUUCCCGGGGUAUUAAAAAUCCAGCUUCAGUAGAGCAAAAGAAAAGGAAACAGGAAGAAAUGGAGAAACGUCUUGAAUCUGCUGGCCCAGGACCACAAGGAGGCGGACUAAGAUGGCAAGUUGAAUAAUUCUGAAGUGCAGCUACUGGAGAGGGAGAGAAGAGGGUGAACGUCCUACUGCCAACUACUUGCCAGUUCCUGCAGUUGUUCCUUGCUUGGCUUUUGCUGCCGUUUGCCUCCUGAAGAUGCAGCAGUACUUUGCCAUUGCAGCAGGGCUGCUGGAAAAUGUGCACUAAAGAUAUUUCUCAAACAAAAACCUCAUAAUGUACAGCAGAGAUGGCCAAAACCAGUCACUAAUUAGUUAUGCUGCCAUGUUGUAUAAUUUUGCAUGCCUUUACACACUGGGGAGAACUUGUGGAAGAGACACUUUUGUAAAUAAAUAAAAAUGUCAUGCCUUGUUAUAGGCCACUUGUUUCAAAA